Ananas comosus (pineapple) is the source of this 1107-nucleotide messenger RNA. Its product is annotated as protein MAIN-LIKE 1-like. The coding region runs from base 74 to 1084 and encodes 336 amino acids. Lineage: Eukaryota; Viridiplantae; Streptophyta; Magnoliopsida; Poales; Bromeliaceae. Gene Ontology annotation, biological process: meristem development; meristem maintenance. The record is from RefSeq and is a predicted model, not a curated record. The transcript has 5 exons.
AGGUACUUAAAGCGCAACAUACGCAGCAUGGAAGAGGAGGGGCGACAAUUCAGAUUUAUUUUGCCAAUUGCAAAUGGACGAUCAUGACGAGCCGGGACCUAUUGAUACAUCCGUGCUGACUGAGCAGCCACGGCAUAGAUCUACUUUGAUCAGAGAGGAGGGUUAUUUUCCUGUUCAAUUUACGGAGCAUGGCCGUAAAAAGAACAUAUGGCAGUGCGAGCAUCCUGCGAUGUUGGACUUACUGCGACGAGCAGGAUUUUAUUACGUUUCACGAUUGCGCCGCCUACAGCUCGAUCAGUCGUUAUUGGGAGCAUUAGUCGAGAUGUGGCGGCGGAAGACGCAGAGUUUCCAUUUGCGACACGGAGAGAUGAGUAUUACAUUGAUGGACGUCGCAGUUAUUACGGGACUCUGCGUCGAUGGUGGGGUUGUGACUGGAGGGGGAUCCUAUCAGUGGGCAGAGCUCUACGGAUUACUUCUCGCGGUGGUUCUGCAGGAUAUUAGGGGUAGUGAGAUCAAGAUCGACUGGUUAUAUCAGCAUUUCCAUGAUAUCCCCUUAGAUGCACCUCCCGCUAUUGUUCGAGCUACAGCGAGAGUAUAUAUUCUAUUUGAGAUAGAAUGUAGUUUAUUUCCAAAUCCAAGCGGGAAUAGGGUGCAUUUGAAAUGGUUGCCACAUCUAGAGGAUUUUGACCUUUGUGGUGAGUUGGCAUGGGGUGCAGCCGCGCUAGCUCAUCUUUAUCGCGCCCUAGGAAAUGCUUGCAUCAGGGGGAAGGUCGAGUGUUGUUGUUUUGGGACAUUAGUUCAGAUCUGGGCAUGGGACCACCUGCACAUUGGCCGCCCUGAGUUAGUAGGAGCGCAGCCUGAGCUUGUCGACAUGCCACUAGGGUGUCGGUGGAAUACCAGGCUGGCUUUUCGGGACAAUGUCAGGACUACUGACAUUGAGUUUUAUCGUGAUCAGCUGGAUAAGCAGUUAGAGUCUCAGGUAAAUAAAAGUUACUCAAUCUGUCGAAUUUUGUAUUCAAUGCUAAUCUACUUCUUUUUUGGAUUGAAAUUUUGUUUUAGUUUGAAUUCUAGGAGGUCAGUAUAGUAGUUUAAGGAACAAACAAAGAG